Toxotes jaculatrix (banded archerfish) is the source of this 2479-nucleotide messenger RNA. RefSeq names its product PR domain containing 8b (gene prdm8b). Lineage: Eukaryota; Metazoa; Chordata; Actinopteri; Toxotidae. Gene Ontology annotation, molecular function: protein binding. Gene Ontology annotation, biological process: regulation of DNA-templated transcription. Bases 255 to 1970 code for a protein of 571 amino acids. Gene Ontology annotation, cellular component: nucleus. The transcript has 4 exons. The record is from RefSeq and is a predicted model, not a curated record.
GUCACUGCCAGUGUCGGCGAGUAUCCGCAGCAGCAGCAGCACUGUCACUUUCACCACACCGGGGGGGGGGGAAUGUACUGACACUACGGACCAGACCGGGAGCGCAUCACCACCUCCAUCACCGUCACCACAUCCCCCUGCUUGUUUUCUGGGCUUUUUCUUUUUCCGGGGGUGCAAACGGGCUUUGAUUCACAGCAUCGCUCACACUUCGUUUGUGGAUUAUUGUUCCUCCUCAUCGACGGAAAGUGUGUGAAAUGGAGGAGUCCAGCUCUCAGAAGUUGGUGUGGGAUGGGGACGCCAAAGCGGUCCAGCAGUGUCUGACAGACAUUUUCACAAGCGUCUACACGACGUGCGACAUCCCAGAAAACGCUAUUUUCGGGCCUUGUGUGUUGAGCCACACGUCGCUGUAUGACAGCAUCGCCUUCAUAGCUCUGAAAUCCACCGAUAAACGCACAGCACCUUACAUCUUCAGGGUGGACACCUCAGCGGCCAACAGCACCUCAGAGGGCUUAAUGUGGCUGCGGCUGGUCCAGUCCGCCCGGGACAAAGAGGAACAGAACCUGGAGGCCUACGUGAAGAACGGCCAGCUCUUCUACCGCUCACUCCGCCGGAUCGAGAAGGACGAGGAGCUGCUGGUCUGGUACGGCAAAGACCUCAUCGACCUGCUGCUGCUCAGCUCCAGCAGAGCGCCGGCCAAGACCAAAGGUUCGUCGCCCCACUCGUGUCCAGACUGCAGCCAGCGGUUCCAGUUUGAGUUCCCAUUCUUGGCCCAUCUCCGGUUCCGAUGCACAAAGAGACUGCAGAGCAUCACAGGGGCUGACGAGGAGCCCAGCAAAGAGAGCAGCACAGAGCGACCAAACACAACCCCGACCAGGACCAGCCCGAAGCUGGGCCGCUCCGAGGGCUUCAGCAGCCCUCAGGACAACAGCAAACCCUCCACAGACUUUCAUAACCUGGCCAGGGAUCUAGAGAACAACCGGACCAGCCCCCCGAGCGACAAGGAGGCCGAGAUCUGCAGCGAGAGUUCGGGAAAGAGGAAGUUCUCAGAAAUAGAGGACAGGGAGUGUCGAGGGCCCAGCCUUCCGCAGACCAAGUCUAAAGACGAGCUAGCAACUUCUGCACAAAAUUACAGAGGAGUCUACGGCCUGGAGGAGAACCACAGGUCCUUCUCCCCAUCAGGCUCCACAGAACCUAGGGAGGGCAAGCGCAGCGCCUUCACGGAGGUCAAGAAAUCGCCCCAGAACCUCAACAAGCACCACAGCGGCAACAAAAACCUCCAGAGCUCCAACUCUGAAAACAAAGAUGGAGGUCGACCCAGCAGCAACCCAUCAGAGAAACACCUCAACAUCAGACAGGUGCUGUCGGAGACCCAGCCGCCCCAAACCUCGCCCAUGGGCAGUGCUUUCACCUCCGUUAGCCAGCAAGGCGGUGGCAGUGGUGGAGAGAGGAAGAGCGCCUUUAGUCAGCCAUCUCGCUCCUCCUUCUCCCAGAUCUCACCACUGGUGAUGCCACCCAAGCUCCUGGACUGCCACCCAGCGGUGGGUGACACCAUGUCUUCCACCAGACUCUACCAAGCGGACCACCUUGCUGCCAAGCUGCAGGGUGCAGAACUGGGUGCCAACUGCCCCGUGCCGGGUGGCAUGGCCAAGCAGAACCCCUUUGUCUAUGCCACCGCCUUCUGGCCCAAGAACUCCGGACCUAUCCAGCUUCAAAUGCCCUCGGCACUCACCCUCCUGCCGCCCUCCUUCACCUCCCUCUGCCUACCGGCACAGAACUGGUGCGCUAAGUGCAAUGCCUCUUUCCGCAUGACUUCGGACUUAGUUUACCACAUGCGAUCCCACCACAAAAAGGAGUACUCCAUGGAGCCUCUGGUCAAGCGGCGGCGCGAGGAGAAACUCAAGUGCCCAAUUUGCAACGAGUCCUUCCGGGAGCGGCAUCACCUGUCACGUCACAUGACCUCUCAUAACUGACUUUUAAAGACUGAUGAUGGAGGAACUUUUGUUUGACAAAGAGGGACUGUCACCCUGCCUGGAUUUAAGCACUCCGACUGGAGAUAGGCCACAUGAAAAUACUAAAACACCCCUUGCACUUGUUUUCACUUUGGACUUCAAUUAAUUAAUUCUUUUUCGGUCUGUUUACUUUUUCUCCCCUGUAAAAAUUGUCAUGUUUUGGGUGUAUGCAAAUGCGUUUUGACUUCAAAAAUGAAUCUAUUUAUGAAACACUUAAAAGUUUGAGAAUAAGGGAAAAUUUAAAUAUGUGUAAAUGUACAGUAAGUUGUAUUUUAUAUCAUAUAAAUGCAAGCAUAGAAAAGAAAUACAAAUGUAGUCACACAUCAUGGUUUGCAACGCAGCAAGUUUUUUCCUGUCUAUGAUAAAUAUGGACACAAAUACACAAAUUGGGGAUAUUAUGUCAGACUAUAUUUCAGAGUGCAUGUAAUAUUAAAUAAUAUUGAUUUAAGAUGCAGUCUAUACACUACAAU